Molecule: messenger RNA, 1476 nt
Organism: Cladocopium goreaui
Lineage: Eukaryota; Dinophyceae; Suessiales; Symbiodiniaceae
Source: the annotation of a GenBank genome assembly
AUGCCUGCUCGCCUCGCGCACCACUCAGAGGCGCUUGCCUCUGAAGCGCGCUGGACUGAGGUCUUUGUGCUCGAAUACUUCGGCGGCCGCUGCGAGGAAUGCCGGCAAGAUGUCCCGUACGUCGGGGAGGAUCCGGGCUACCGCGGGGACAACCUGGUGUACUUGUGUCGGAGCCUCAGUCUUACGCCGCUUAGACACCAACAGGACCGGCCGGCUGAAGACUCAGGCCUCCGCUGCGCGGAGCGCAACAACUACACCAUCACCUUUGCGGAGCCGGAGCCGUGGCAAUCUCAGGUCAUGAAGUCAAACAUCAGGAACUUCAGUCGCAGCUCUUUCAAGACGUCUAUUCAAUCUGUGAAACAAAGCAGUCAAAUGCGAUUGCCGCGCGGCCGGAGGUCGGACACAGAGACGGAGUCGGAGUUCUCUAUACUCCGGAUCCACGGAGGCGGUUUGCCAGGCGAGGAAAGGGAGGGGAAAAAAAAACCAAGAAGCCGAUACGUCCGACGGGCGCAUGGCAGUUAUGCCGUACUGCCUCGACAGGCCUACGAAGCGGACCUCCGAAUGCUGCCGCAGGACGGUUACACGGACCCGCUGACUCUGGAGAACUGGUGGCACAAGGGUGUCACCUGGGGGUCGUUGACGCCGGAGACUCAAGGCAAUCGGCGACAAAAAAAGAAAUUGGGGCAACGUUCGGGAAGGCCCGUCUACGUUCCGUGGAAAGAGCGGCGACGGCCGAAGCAGCCGGCGAUCCGCGUCAAGAAGGUCACCAUGGACCUCGGGGGUGUUGGCCUCAUUGUCUUGCAAGAGGUCUACAUCCCCAGCCGGAACGCCAAGGAUCCGGCUCCGCCGAAGGUUUCAGGCGUUGCGCCCGGACAGACCAUGGAGGUCACGCUGCCGGGCAAGCACAACUCGGGGCCCAACAUGCAGCAGGUCAUGACAGGUCUGGUGCCUGGCUGUGCUGCCAACAACGACGCGCCCUUCCUCUAUCUGGACAGGCCAUUUGCCAUCGACUGCUGCUGCCUCAAUCGCCCCAAAGUGGAUGUCUUCGAUGUUCGCGGCACUGCCACGGUGAAGCUGGGGAUCAUUUCGGACCCCUUUGCAUGGAUGGAUAUGACCUUUGGCAUUCACAUCGGACCCAAUGCCCAAGAAUCUGACCCUCCCGCGCUCAUCGCCCGUGGGGCGGCAUGUCAACCGGGUGCCGUCUGUAAGUUGUGCGGCGUGUGCUGUGGACGCACCUGUAGAGAAGCCUAUUUGGAGGUAGUCGAUCCCAAUGACAAAGACCGCACAGUGGCGUUCAUCACCAAGGGCUGGGCUGGAGGGGCCCAGGAGAUCUUCACCUCGGCGAACUCCUUUUACGUGGACUUUGGUGAAGUCAAGGAUCCAGCUUGCAAAGCCUUGCUGCUGGCUACAGCCCUCUUCCUGAACUACCGUUUCUUCGAGGGAAGAGCCGGUUCCACCCAAUCCAGCUCCAAUUGA